Solanum tuberosum (potato) is the source of this 590-nucleotide messenger RNA. RefSeq lists its product as uncharacterized. The transcript has 2 exons. The coding region runs from base 64 to 405 and encodes 113 amino acids. NCBI's taxonomy places the organism in Eukaryota, Viridiplantae, Streptophyta, Magnoliopsida, Solanales, Solanaceae. The record is from RefSeq and is a predicted model, not a curated record.
UGCAUUGAUAGAGCUCGAUAUUUACUAUUCAGUGUUGGAGUACUACAUUUGAAAUACUUGAAAAUGUCUUUCCAGAACAAGUUUCCUGAGGCACUUAAUGAUGUUGAGCGGAAAUCUGGAGAAGAUAGCAUAAAUGCUACAUCUCUAGGACAAGGAAUUGGAAACGUCAUUUUUAUGGGGGACAACUCUGCAAAGGAAAAAAACUCCAUCAAUCCUACAGACAACACAAUCAACAAUGUGAAUGGUGAUAAGGAUGGUGUUGCCUCUAGGAUCCCAACUCCUGAUGCCAUGAGUGAUUACUGCGUUGGCAAGCCGCGUCGGGGUACUAGAAGUGUAAUUCCACCAAAAAGGUUGGACGAUUACUUUUGGGAAGGAAUAAAGUCACGUGAGCAAGGCCAGAAUUAGUAAUGGAAUUGGUAUAGAAGUUUGAGAACGUGAGUAGGAAGGAUAAGGAAGUUAAUUAUGAUUUUGAAUAUUCUCGUUUCCUUUUAGACUUCGAGUUUCAUUUUCGAGUGCAUUUUCAUGUAUUGUUGUUCCCUGCAAUUGCCUUUGUUGCAUCUUAUCGUAUUCAAUAAAACAUAUUACUAAUA